AAGUGAAAUGGCUACAAGUACUUGUUGUUCCUCGGCUCUUUUUCCUGUACAAGUGAAUUCGGAACGCUGCAAGAUAAGUGAAAGAACUUUGAAAGAUUGUUUAGAACUUGCUUUGCGAAAUUUGGUUGAAACGGUUUGUAACCAACUAGAAAAUAUGAAACACGAAAAGAAUUCGAAUAUUUCUUUCGAUGGAACGCAAACUUUGGAGAAUGGGUUGGUAGAUAACGAUUCAACGGAGCUGAUACUUUCCUGUAAAUAUUUGGCUCAUGUCGUAGGAAACUUAUAUUCCUGUCUGCAGGGAUAUCUCAACUCUUAUCGUUCGAGAAAACUUGGUUGCAAACAGAGUGAAUCACAGUUCUACUCAAACUUUGAACGGGUUUCUUUGGAACUUGAAAAUUUACUUGAAUACUUACAACGAAACUAUUCAGUCUCUCACAAGAAUGAAUUGUAUUAUGUCUUUUCCUUGAAAGCUAUUCGUAUCGUAAACUUGUACGUGCUUGCCAAUUUACUCCAUCGUAGCCAAGUUUAUCAUAGUUUUUGGAACUAUUUGGAUGCUGAAAUUGAGUCCUGUUCAAAAGUAGGUCCCGUUCCCAUAUUGCUAACUGAUGUUUCUUCCAAUACUAUUGAUAGCGAAAACGGUGUCUUAUAUUUGAGUGGCAUCGUUUUGCAGGAGUGUCUGGAAAAUGUUGGCAAAUUUCUGUCUUCUCAAAAAGGCAAAGAAGUGAUAAAGGAUGAGGUUCAAACCAUUGCACUACUUGUAUUGCGUAUUGCGACCAAGACAAACUCCAUUUGUACAAACAGUCAUACUUGUUGGGAUUGGAGAACUCGUAGCCAUAUUUGUAUCGACUCGUUAGAGACGAAAAGGUCCUCCUCUGCAUCGGAAUGGAUGGAUAGUGAUGAUUCAAGUAGAAACAGUGAGACAUUUAGAAUACAACUAAGAGCACUCAUGUUAUUUCAACAAUUAGCUAGUGACUUUGGUCAUCAGCUUGUACCAACUUGGAAUAUUAUCUUUCCUUGUGGAACAAAAGGUCGGCAAUGUGACUCUAUAACAGGACUAUUGAUAUCCUCACCUUUUCCUCGUAUUCGUUUGGUUUCAGCAAAAUGUAUAUC
Molecule: messenger RNA, 1110 nt
Organism: Galdieria sulphuraria
Lineage: Eukaryota; Rhodophyta; Bangiophyceae; Galdieriales; Galdieriaceae
Exons: 1
Source: RefSeq, a predicted model, not a curated record